AUGUCAGACACCUGUAUCGUCUGUUUAGGAGACUUGAGCAGUGGUAAUGGUGAUGUUUCAGCUUUCCCCACGACCCUGGUCAAGUCUCCGCAGCACGAGAACGAUCCCACGGCUGCCCGUACCAGCAGCGUCUCGAAGACCAACGAUGCCGAAGACGCGAGCGAUGCCACACAACCCCCAAACCCGCAUCCCAAUGAACUGAUCGCGCAUCUUCGGCCUUGUGGUCAUUACCUACACAAUGAAUGCUUGACACCAUGGGUGGAACGUGCCAACAGCUGUCCCAUCUGUCGCGCCAGUUUCCAUCUCGUCGAACUUAUGCAUGGUAUUAAUGGCGACGUGAUCUCCUCUUAUCCGGUCGAAGAUCGCACCCAAGUUGCCGAGCUCGACCCCUCGAUGUUCCUCGAAAUCCCUGAAGAGGAGGAUGAGGAUCAACCUUGCCAGGUGUGCGGCGAAGAUGACAACGAAGACGUCCUCAUGUAUUGUGACGGCUGUCAAAAGCUGUGGCACACCUACUGUGUCGAUCUACAAGAGGUGCCAUAUGGACAUUGGUUUUGUGAUCAUUGCAGGGCACAACGUGAGGUUGAUCCUCGCCCACCAGCGAAUCCUCGACCCGGACGUUUAUCUCGCAGACGAACUCGAGGUCAGCAGCGUCGACAGCGUGGACAUGACUCGUCCUGGAAUCAAGUGUGGCAGUCGGUCUGGUCACGCAUCAAUCUUGACCUUGACUUUCCGUAUGAGGACGACGAAUCAUCGGCCACAUAUCUGAGACGCCAUCGACAACGCCAUCAGGCCAAUCGACAAGCACAUGACGCCUGGAUGCGCCGAAUGCAGGUGGCCGAACUCCAUGGCGCCGGUAAUCGUUUUAGGGAGACAGAGCCAGCCCUUCCUAGCAGGGCCCGAGGCGCCUCAACCCCGAGAAACCGAAGAAUAAGAUCGCCUCUCCCUCAGAUUGAGGACGCUGACGAACUCAUGGCGUGGCGCGCCUUUGAACAAGCGCGAGCUUCAUCCAACGAACCCAGUUCAUCUCACAAGAGAAAGAGAAAAUCAAGGACGUCCUCUCCAGCAGAAGGAGGAACAGAGUCAACUCCAGUGAUUAAACGCAGACGCCCCAGUGUCUCUCCUCGUACCACCCCGGAGCCCGGUGCAUCUUCGGCCGCCGCGGCUCGCCCUCGACAAUCAUCACGCUUGACCAGCCCCAUCCCGCGACGACAGCCCACUCUGGAACCCGGUGCGCCGAGUUUUCUGCAGUCUUUGCUGCAAGAAGUGGAGGAAUUUGGUACGACCACUCAUAGUAUCAGUCUCCCUCGACCUUCUCCCCGUCCGGCAGCCAGUCCAGCCGCCGAACAGAAUUCUCCACGACCGUCCUCGCCAGCUUUAUCCCCUCUCCCCUCUAACCACUCUUCGCCUCGAGCCAUGUCUUCCACUCCACCACCUCCAGGAGCUUUGAGGCCAGGCUCCCCGACUGGCCUAUCUUCGAGUAUUCAACCUGUAUUUCCUUCCACCGAAUACUCCCCUUUGCGCUCCGUGUCUCCAGAACCGGGUGGCUCCACACCGUCAGAGGGCUCUGGUCAUCAACCCAAGGGAUCGAAAACGACCCCGUCGACUUCCAUCCCCCUGGCACAACCCAAAGUGCGAAGUCGGAUUCCACGAGUACUAGAACACGCGUCGACCCCGAUUAUUCCGUCCCGAUCCACGGAUACGUCCCCCACGCGAGCGAGCAUGUCCUUGACAGCUAAAGCGGACGUGCAGAAACUGGUCGCCACCGCUCUCAAACCACAUUAUAACGAUCAGACCAUUACAAAAGACGAAUACACCACCAUCAACCGUGACAUUUCCCGAAUGCUGUACGAUAAAAUUGGUGAUUUUGAGGCUCUUGAUGUUGAUGGCAAAGCCAAGUGGGAGAAAAUUGCGGGGGACGAGGUUAACAAAGCAGUCGACGCUCUCAAAGCUCAGGGAUGA
This is a messenger RNA of Rhinocladiella mackenziei CBS 650.93, 1959 nucleotides long. RefSeq lists its product as uncharacterized. The coding region runs from base 1 to 1959 and encodes 652 amino acids. The record is from RefSeq and is a predicted model, not a curated record. The transcript has 2 exons. Lineage: Eukaryota; Fungi; Ascomycota; Eurotiomycetes; Chaetothyriales; Herpotrichiellaceae.